Poecilia reticulata (guppy) is the source of this 3532-nucleotide messenger RNA. RefSeq names its product proline rich 7 (synaptic) (gene prr7). The record is from RefSeq and is a predicted model, not a curated record. Lineage: Eukaryota; Metazoa; Chordata; Actinopteri; Cyprinodontiformes; Poeciliidae.
GUGCUGCUCAGUCAAUUCGUGCGUCCUUGGAAAUCCCCCUACUGGCGGUUUGAUUUGUAUUCCCAUCCAGCAGGCAGGCAGAAAGUCAGAGUCACGAAACACUGAUGAGAGAGGAGCGGACAGACUGGCUGAAGCAGAGGCAGGGGAGGAGUCCUGAUGUCCUUAAAGCUGCGCGCCGAGCAGAAGCGGAGCCUCGGAUAGCGCGCCUGUCUCCGGGAUGACGGUCAGAGCCGCUGGAAUAACCUCAAAGACACGGAGCCGUCUUCGCUGGGAGGACCCAUUAUUUUAUUUUUAUUUUUUGCCCCCUGGGUGUUUGUGGAAAUUUUGGGGCAUAAAGUUCGCCGCCAUGGAAUGAGUUGAGUGGUUUACUCCGUCGAGAGGGAUUCAAGAACGGCGGGAGAAUGAAGAGUCCCGCCAGGAUCUAAGGGGGAGGAAUUCAGGUGCGGGGGUUGGGGGGGCGACUCCCUGAAGGGACCAGCUGUUGGGCUGCGUACCAAUGAAGGCAUCACUUCUGUGGGUUUUGGUGCUUCUGAUUGGAUGUCGCCUCCGUUCAACCCUCCAAAGAUCACAACCUGAAUGAAGACCAUUUGUUUUUUCUCUGACAGGAAAAUGUUUUCAGUCAUGUGGAUCCUGCGGAGCGCUGUGGGGGUUUUAAGUGGAUGUUUGCUACAGAAAAAAGGAGGAAAACACAGAUUUUGUCUUUGAUUCUUUAGAAAUAGUCCAACUGAAACGAUUAAUUGUUUUAAUCAUGAUUAACUGAGCAACUCAUGUAGUAAUUGAUUAAUCGUUAACUGGAGUAUACAGUACAGAAAAAGGCUAUUUGCUGAAAAAGCAUUUUCAGUAAUUAAGCCAAAACUGUACAAAAUAAAUACAUUUACAUUUAGAACAAAAACACCUUUGUAAAUAUGUUCUACCCAGAACUCCUCCAGUGGCUCAGUUCAGGCUUCACCUGGUUCAAAUUUUAUACAAAACAAAAUCUCCUGAGCUCUUUUGCUAUUCAAUUAAUAAUCAAUUAAUGCAAAAAAAAAAAAAAGAUUGCACAUCAUCAAGCUGUUUGCUGUUUUAGGCAAUAAAAUAUUUAUUUUCUUUUUUAAAAAGGAAGUGAAUUUGUUGAUUUGCACCUUUUAACGCAUUUCUAAUUUUGCAUAAAAAAGGCAUAAAAUCUUAAAAAUAUGCCAAUUUUUUUAUCUGAUUAAUCGUCCGAAUAAUCGAUGAUUAUCAUUAAUUGUAACCCUAUAAAAUAACAGAAUUUUGAGGAAAGCAACAUAAACCUCUACUGCUUUUAAGAAUUUGAUCAGCUGUUAACACAUUUAAAAGUAAAACAUGGAUUGUUUUUAGCUGUUACAUUAAUGUUCAUCACAGACAUUCAUCCUUAUUUUUAAUUUGAUACUUUGACUUAUAUCAGUCUUCAAACAUGUGAUGUUUGGUGUAUUUUUCAAUAUGUCUCAAUCUUUAUGAACUUGGAUAGUCUGUUCUCCCUUUCAUUGUUGUGAAGAAAAGUUUUGAAGAACAUUUUUAUUUCCUAAAAACAUUUUUUAUCUCCUUGGGCGGAGAAGUUACUACUCUUCUUGUCACCGCCAUGGUGAUGUCCCAGGGCACCUACACCUUCCUGGCCUGUUUCGCUGGAUUCUGGUUGGUCUGGGCCCUCAUCGUCAUGCUGUGCUGCUUCUGCAGCUUUUUACAGCGCCGGCUGAAGCGGCAUAGAGAGGGCAGACUCAGAGAACAAUGUUUGCGGGCCGUGGAGAGGGAGCCGCUUUCUGCUCAUGCUGCCAGAUACCCAUCGGCGCCGCCACCGGCGCAGCCGGAGCAGAGGGAGCCGCCAUCGCAGACCUACUCUGCCCAGACGCUGGCGGCGCCCGUCGCUCUGCUGGUUCCUCAUCCGAUGCCACAAGCCAACUGGAUCAGCAUGCCAGACACAGAUGUAUUUGGGAAGCCGCCUUGCUAUGAGGAAGCGGUCCUGAUGGAGGACCCCCCUCCACCCUACAGCGAGGUCUUGGCUGACCCUCGAGGGGGCACGUACCUGAAGCCCGGCCCACUCCGGGGAGCGCCGUUGCCUUCCAGGGAAAACCCCAACCUACCUCCAGUCGUCACAUCCGAGACCAGCAAGCUCCCUGUGGCCACCGUGUUCCCUGACAGGGGUUACUCCUCGCUGAUCCGCCUGCCUUCAUCCCAGCGCUGGGACUCGUUGGGUCAUCUCCUGUCCAACAUGGCCCUGAACCACAACAGCCUGACCCCACCGGGGGUGCGCUCGUUGCAGGCGGCCACCACGGCGACCAUGCCGCGCAGGGAGCCUAGGACUCAUUAUGAGAGUAUGCAAAGUGAAAUACAGGGACUUCAGGGGAGAAUGAGGGGAUUUCAGGGAGGGUUUCAAGAUAUUCAGGGGGUUCAUAGACUGAGAAGUCUGGAGCCUAGCUGCAGUAUGAAAACCGCCUUCCCUUUGCUGGGUCGCAGCACUGCGGUCUGAGCCUGGAUCCCUACUGGGAGCAUCAUAUCAGCCAGUUAGAGGAACUACAAAUGAACUCAGGAGUGCAUUUACUUAGUUUGCAGAGUUAAUGUAUGAGUACAGGAGAACACAAGUUUGUACAUAUAUGAUCAAUGGAAGCUGUGCUUCCAUUGAUCAUAUAUUUCUGAAAUUUGGAAAAUAAAUUUGCUUUAGGGAAAUGCACCAAUUUUGAAAAAAAAACUUGUUUUCGAUAAAAAGUUUUGCCAUUAGGAUGAAGUGGUUUUUUGGCCAUAUUGAAAUAGUUUUAUGUCACAAAACUGCAGUGGAAACCUUUUUUGGCAUCGCAUAAGUCACAAUCAACAACUAGAUGUUGCUACACGGUUUCCCCCAAGGUAUUAUAGGCCUGGCGGCCCGCCAUGCUUUACUAGCGCCACCACCAGGCUAAGCCUUUCUUGAUUUUUCUUCUUUUUUUUUUGUUUGUUUUGUUUUGUUUUAGGAGGGGGGGAAAUCGCUUUUUUUUUUUUUAGGCGGAUUGCGAACGUUUCUGUUAGUCACCGUUUCACUACCGGAGCAGAUUUAUUCCUAAAAGAUAUGGUUAUAGAAGAUGUGUUUAUGCAUUUAAAGCCGGCAGCGCGCUGACCAAUCACCUCACUCGCUGCCGUAGCUGGAUUAAGUUUAUCUCAGCGCGGAUCGCGCGCGCCUCCUUUCACUCGAAAUGGACACAGGCUGAACUGUAUGGAUAUUUACAUCAGCUCCCUGUGAGGAAUUGUGAUCAGUUAUGAGGAGUUAUUGAUUAAGGCAAGAGUUUAAACCCACCGCGUUAGCUCUGGUUGCGCAGCUCUACGUGAACCGCAGGAAUAACUUGUAGUCUCGCUUUCAGUGGUGCUUUGAGGAGCGGUGAGAAUGAUUUAUAUUUGUGAACAAAACAUUAUGCAGCGUUUACAUCUCAACACGCUGCCCAACGUUUGGCCCCGUCUUCCCUGUAAAGCUUAUGUAUGUGUUCGCGGUUGGUCGGUGCGUUAGUGGUUAACGACCCAGCGAUAACCUCAUCGUGCAGGUUUAACCCGGUGAGGAGCUUUCGCGCUCUCC